Pelobates cultripes (western spadefoot toad) is the source of this 705-nucleotide messenger RNA. NCBI's taxonomy places the organism in Eukaryota, Metazoa, Chordata, Amphibia, Anura, Pelobatidae. The record is from the annotation of a GenBank genome assembly.
AUGGAAAGAGAAGUGAUAGAUAUAAAAAAGAGUAAAUAUCUUAGAGACAUCAGGGAUUAUAAAUUGAAACAAGUUAGAACAUUCUCUAAAUAUAACCAUCAAGAAAAACAUUCAGAAAUUAGAGAAGGAUUACAAGAACCCACAAUCCAUAAAAAAGUUUUUGAUAAAGAGACCCCAAGGAGAAAUGACCAUUGGAGACAUGGAGAAAACAGGCCACCAAGGGAAAACUAUCAUUGGAGACAUGGGGAAAAUAGGAUAUACUACCACAAACCCAGAAAUCACUAUGAACAACGUUCAUACAGUAAUUGGCAGAAUGUUAAACCUAGAACUAAAUAUUCACAAUACAAAGAUAGAUAUCAGGAGGAGAAAACAUAUUAUGACAAAGAAAGAUAUGAGAGAAGACCUAGAUAUGAAAAGGAUAGACCACAACCAGAUUAUAAAAAUGAAGUUAAAGGAAAUAUACCAUAUUAUCGAUCUACCCAGCACAGGAAAGAUGAACCAAUAGCUACCAAAAAUCGAUUUCAGGUCCUAGAUGAAUUUGAAAAUCAGGAUUUUUGGAGGAGCAGGGGCAAAGACAGACACAAAAGAGAGGAUUUACCAAAUACUAUAACACCUUACAAAAGAAGAAGAAAUUCGAGCAUAGAGGUACUAGAGGAGGAAAACAUGUCAAAAAAAGAAAAACUGGAGAUACUACAGAGAAUAUAA